Linum tenue is the source of this 1593-nucleotide messenger RNA. Lineage: Eukaryota; Viridiplantae; Streptophyta; Magnoliopsida; Malpighiales; Linaceae. The record is from the annotation of a GenBank genome assembly.
AUGAAUCUGUUGCUGUCUUCUUCUUCGAGUGCCUCCCUUUCUACAUGUUCUCUGCCUUUGUUCCCUUCAUGUAAAUUCCAUUUCGGUCGAGACCUAAAACCCAAUUUCCGCAUCAAAUCUCAUCUCUCCCCUCCAACGUGCGGUAUAGAAAAGUCCCUAUUUUGGGGCAACAGUUUGCUUGAAGAUGGAAUUUGUUCGAAUGGUUCUGCGAGGAGAAGUCGUGUUCAGAUUGAACCGGUGAGAGCUGCAGUGAAGAGGCGAAAGGAGCGUCCUUUCGAUGAAGUGGUGCAAAGGGAUAAAAAGCUGAAAUUGGUGCUCAAGAUAAGGAAGAUUCUAGUGAGCCAGCCCGAUAGAAUUAUGGCGCUGAGGGAAAUGGGUAGGUUCAGGAAGGAGCUGGGUUUGAAUAAGAAGCGUAGGUUCAUUGCCCUGUUGAAGAAAUUCCCUGCCGUGUUUGAGAUUGUGGAGGAAGGCGCUUAUUUGUUGCAGUUCAGAUUGACUGCUGAGGCAGAGAGGCUGUAUUUUGAGGAGCUGAAGGUUAGGAACGAAAUGGAGGACCUGCUGGUUGUGAAGUUGAGAAAAUUGUUGAUGAUGUCUCUGGAAAAGAGGAUCUUGCUGGAGAAAAUUGCACAUCUGAAGACUGAUUUAGGACUUCCACUAGAAUUUCGUGAUACGAUUUGCCGUAGGUACCCACAGUACUUCAUAGUUGUUCCAACCGAGCGGGGGCCUGCAUUGGAACUAACUCACUGGGAUCCAGAGCUUGCUGUAUCGGCUUGGGAGUUAUCUGCUGAGGAGAAGCGGGCUAAAGAGCUUGAAGAGAAGGAUUUAAUCAUCGAUAGACCGCUCAAGUUCAAUCGACCUAAGUUGCCCAGGGGCUUGCAGCUUUCAAGAGGCGAGUUGAAAAAGAUAAACAGGUUCAAUGAGAUCCCUUACAUCUCGCCUUAUGCCGAUUUCUCCCACUUGAGGUCGGGCACAACCGAGAAGGAGAAACAUGCUUGUGGGGUCGUUCAUGAGCUCUUGAGCCUGACUGUGGAGAAGAAGACUUUGGUGGAUCACCUCACCCAUUUUAGGGAGGAGUUCAGAUUCUCCCAGCAGGUACGCGGGAUGAUAAUAAGGCACCCUGAUCUUUUCUAUGUGUCUUUGAAAGGUGACAGAGACUCGGUGUUUCUAAGGGAAGCAUACAAUAACUCUCACUUGAUAGACAAGGACAGAAUGUUGCUAAUCAAGGAGAAGCUUAGGUCUCUUGUGAAUGUUCCUAGAUUUGCUAGGCGGGGUGAGACUAGAGAAGACGGUGGUGGUGGUGAAGAGAAAACUGAUGAUGAUAUGCAAGGAGGUGUAAGUGGCGAGGAAGGUGAAGAUUGGUCCGACAUCGACAGUUUCCUGGACGAUGGAGACGACGACUCUGAAGAUGAUUGGAGUGAUGAAGAGGACGAGACAAUACCACCGGAUUUCGAUGAAGAUGGUGAUGAGGCCAUGAUGUUGAAGAUCAAUGUAGGUAAGACACUCAGCCGGCCAGCACGUAGCAGCUCAGGCAGAGAUGAGGAUAAGCCAUUGUCCCCCAUGCUCCCUGAUGGCCGGCCAAGGGAACGUUGGUAA